CUCCCUCCCCCUCCACCACCUCCACCUCAGCCGCCGCCGCCGCCGGGCCCUGUGGCCGCGCCGCCCCGCCAUGUACCCGGCCUGGGGCUUGUACGGCGCGGCGGGGCCCUACCCGCCGCCGCCCACCUCCAUCCCCCCUCCGCCGCUCCCCAUGCCUCCCCCCAGCGUGCCGCCGCCCGCCGUGCCGCCGAUGCCGCUGCCCAGCUACCCGCCGCCGGGCCCCGCGCCCAGCACCGCCGCCGCUCCGCCGCCGCCUCCUCCUCCUCACCCUCCUCCUCCUCACCCUCCGCCGGGGGGGACCUCGGGGUUCCUGAGCCUGCAGGAGCAGCACCUGGCGCAGCUGCAGCAGCUGCAGCAGAUGCACCAGAAGCAGCUGCAGUCGGUGCUGCUGGGGCCGCCGCCGCCCCCGGGGCCGCCCCCCCCGGGGCUGCCGCCGCCGCCGCUGCCGGGCUCGUUCGGGGACUGGCAGCACCAGCAGCAGCACCAGCAGCAGCCGCCGCCCGUGGCCGUGCCGCCGGUACGCAGCUACCAGAAGCAAUUCGCCCACCGAGAGCCUCCGCCGACGGCCUCCGCCCCGCCGCCACCGAGCCGCAAGCCCCGCGACGGGCAGGAGCCGCCCGGCGGCCACGGGGAGUGGGGCGAGCCCCUGCCCUCCUCGCCGGUGCCCAUGGACAUGGAGCUGUCGUCGCCGCCGCAGUCGCCGCAGCCAAACGCCGGCCCCCAGCCCUACCUGCACCCCCCUCCCUCCGGGCAGCCCUACCUGCCGCCUCCCCAGCCGGAGCCCUACCUGCAGCCGCCCCCCGGGCAGUCCCCCCCGCUCCAGCCCUACCUGCCCCGGCCCCAAGCUUCGCAGCCUCCCCCUUCCUUCAGCGAGCCGCCCCCUUCCUACCUGGAGCCCCCACCAGCAUCCAACGCCGCCCAGCCCUACCUGCCCCCCCCCGGGCCGCCCUACCUGGCGCCCCCCCAGCCCUACCUGCUGCCCUCGCAGGCGUCCCCUUCCCAGGCAGCUCCUUCCCUAUCUGCCCCCAAGGCUGCCCCGCAGCACUUCACCCCCCCGCCGGCGCUGUCCCUGCCCGAGGGUCCCCAGGGGGGCGGCCAGGAGAGUGGGGCCCCCCCCGAGCAGCACGGCGCCCCGCAGCCAGACCCGGCCACCAUGACCCCGCAGGAACAGCAGCAAUACUGGUACCAGCAACACCUGCUUAGCCUGCAGCAAAGGGCAAAAGCCCAUGCUCAGGGACAGCAGCAAAUGAAAGGGCCAGGAGUAGGGAAGGAUACGUCUGAACAGAGAGUGAAGUCUGAAGAAGGGAAAAUGGGUGCUUCAACUCAGCAGUCUGAACCUCCUCCGCUGAAUGAAUCCCUGCCUCCAGCUUCCAAAGAAGACGACUCUUCUCUUACAGCCACUGAAACUCAGCUCAACAUUGAUCCUCCUGAUGACCCCGAGGAAGAUUUGAGAUUGCAACAGUUGCAAGCAGCAGCAGCUCAAUGGCAGCAGCAUCCCCAUCACCGAGUUGGAUUUCAGUACCAGAGGAUAAUGCAGAAGCAUGCCCAGCUGCAGCAGAUAGUACAGCAGUAUCAACAGAUCAUGCAACAGCCUCCACAUUUACAGACAAUGUCAGUGGAGAUGCAGCUGCGACAUUAUGAGACACAGCAAAAACAGUUCCAGCAGCUUCAUAAAGACUGGGAGCGGUCAAUGAACCAGCAGUGGCAGCAUCAGCUUCAAACCUACCCUCACAAAGACCAGCUGCAAGAGUAUGAGAAACAGUGGAAAGCGUGGGAUGAACAGAUGAAGGUCACUCAGUCCCAUUUGCAGGAGAAAGUGAGCUCGCUCCAAAAUUUGAAGAAUCAGUACCCUGCAAACGUUUCGCUUCCGCCUCCAUUUGUUCCAUAUUCUCAAACGGCUCCAGGUGGCAUUCCUGUUAUGCCUCCAACCUUACCUUCAGCUACACCUCCACUGGUCCCUCCACCUCUGUCUUCUGUAUCUCAGUUAUCUAAUUCCUCUGUCCCUUCAGGAUCUAGUUCUCAAAGCAAUCAGUCUACUGAAACACCAAGGCCAGCUCUGCUUCCCACCCCUGGUACCUAUGCAUCAAAAAUAGGUAGCUCACCUGUAUAUUCAACUUACCACUCUCAAGUAAGUUCAUCCUUCAGCUCUUCAGACCACGGGAAGUCUCAAGUUCACCAUAAUAAACAAAAUGUCUCUAUGUCAUCUGAGCAAGGAUGUGGGGAACUGAAAGCCCCUUCUGCACUGUCUUCAACACACACCCCUACCAUGCAGGAUAAACCAGUGAGAUCAGGUGGAUUGCUUCCAGAUCCUCCCAGAUCAGCACGUUUUGAAGGCCCCAGAGGUCCCAGGUUUGAUGGCCCUCGAGGAAGAGGAUACGACAAAUUUGAAGGCUCAAGACCAAGAGGGCCCCGUUUUGACUCCCAGCGCUCCGAGGGACACAGGUCGCGUUUUGACCGCCAGAACACUGAUGGACAGCACACGAGUCGAUGGGGAACUAUCCCCCGGGGACCAGCAGCACAAUUUUAUACUUCCCAAAACACAUCACAUGCACACGGUUCCCGACCGGGCGGCCCACGGUGGAGGGGGCCCAGGCCUCCUUUGGGACAGCAGCAGUCCCAAACAGACUCACGAGCAGAAAACAAAGAGCCUUUUACAGACAUGGGUGGCAAUCAGCAGGCUGGAAGUAGAACGCAGUCUACUGACGUGACGAGUACAGGCUCCGUGGAGCCGAGUGAGGACCUCGCAAGCACUCAACAGGAACCAUCCAAAGGUGAAGUCAAAGAAACUAUUUCAGAUCCUCCUAAGAAGUGGACGUGGAGUUCACACGAUCCUAACCAGCAAGUAGAAGACUCCAAAGCGACUACUCCGCCUGUUCAGAACCAAACUUCGACAUCCCUUUCUAGCAACUCUGGAGCUUUGCAGUCAGGCGUUGCAAGGCCAGGAGGGGCGGUGACCCCUGUAACGGGAAACCAGGAUUUGAGUUCCUCAGAGAGCCAGCUGCUUGGUUCGGACACCACGCAGGGCCUGUCCGGGCCAGAAGGCAGAGGAAAAGGGCCAUUUAUGCACGAAGACAGAGGCAAGGGACCAGGAAACAGAGGAAGGGGGCAAGGCAGGAUGGAUGAUGGCCGGGGCAGGGGGCAGGGGGAUGGCCGUGGCUGGGGAAUGGGCCGGGGCAGGGGCAUGGGCAGGAUGGACGGGCGAGGAAUGGGCAGGAUGGACGGCGGCCGGGGCAUGGGAAGGAUGGACGGCGGCUGGGGAAUGGGCAGGAUGGAUGACGGCCACGGCCGGGGAAUGGGCAGGAUGGACGAGGGCCGUGGCAGGGGAUACGUGUACAGGGGCAGAGGGCAGGCUCGGCAGGCAUCCAUCCGGGGCCGGGGGAUGUUCAGGAGAGCGGGCAGCAGGGAGAGGAUGGCAGACAGGCGGUCGGGCAGCAGGGAGAGGAUGCCGGACGGGCGGUCGGGCAGCAGGGAGAGGACGCUGGGUGGCCGGUCAGACAGCAGGGAGAGGGUGAUGUCCAGCAGAGACAGGGAGCUCGCAGGGCGGCCGGGCAGCAGGGACAGGGCACAGCGGGCGGGCAGCAGGGAGAGGGGACCUGUCAGGAGGGCAGGGAGCAGGGAGAGGGAGCCCAUGAGGCGAGCAGGGAGCAGAGAGAGGGAGCCCAUGAGGCGGGCAGGCAGCAGGGAGAGGGUCCCCAUGAGGCGGGCAGGCAGUAGGGAAAGGGGUCCUGUCAGGAGGGCAGGUAGCCGGGAGAGGGGUCCCGUCAGGAGGGCAGGUAGCCACGAGAGGGGACACGUCAGGAGGCCGGAUAGCCGGGAGAGGGAAGCGGGGAGGUCCGACACUGGCAGCAUGGAUAAACCAAUGCACCUAGGAGAUGAUCCCGACAAAUUGGCUCCGUACCAUCGAGACGAUGCGCUCAGGGGUUCUUGGAGUCAUGAGGAUGAGGGGAUGCAGGAGGAAUUUCCUUUAGAUAGUAGGGAUGACCUUCCUCUGGAGCACGAGCGGUUGGAUGACUGGGAAAGAGAACGAUACUGGGGAGACCACAACUCCGAUUAUCAGGAUGAUUCUGUGGAUCCGUAUGAUAGGGAUGAGAGGUUGCAGUCUCACCAUUCAUUGCCUCCGUUGUCUCCCCUGCCACCACUACCUCCUUUAUCAUCUGAUCACGACAGACGAGAUUCAUGGUGGGAUGACUGGAAGAGGCCGAGGGAGAGGGAACUAGAGAGAGAUCUAGAUAGGACGGGAAGAUCCACAGAUAUUUAUGAUCAAGAUGUGGACAGAGAAUGGGAUAACAGAGACUGGGACAUGAGACCCAUGGAUGACAGAGAAAUGGGCAAUCGUGACCUAGAUAUCCCUCCUCUCCCACCGUUACCACCUCUCCCACCUCUGGACAGAUACCGCGAAGAUAGGUGGAGGGACGACAGGAACAGAGAUCACUACGACAGAGACCUCCGAGACAGGGGGGAGCUGAGGAUUCGAGAGUACCCCGAGAGGUACGACACGUGGCGGGAGAAGCAGGACUACCUUCCUGAAAGGACUGACUGGGAGAGGGAACGGCUGACGGAUCGGUGGUAUCCAGAUGAUGGAGACAGGCUGCGACCUAUGGGUGACCAGCUGGAUUCAUCCCUUCUCCCACCUUCACAUUCCUCUGAUAUGCUGGGAGCAGAUUCAAACCUGGACUCGGAACAGUCCUUGGGGGGAGUGAUGGUCCUUAGCCAAAGACAGCAUGAGAUAAUUUUGAAAGCUGCCCAGGAGCUCAAAAUGCUUCGAGAGCAAAAAGAACAGAUGCAAAAGUUGAAAGAGUUUAAAUCCGACAUUUCCGCACAGGACUCUCCAAGACCACAGAACACCAGCACAAGGCCAGGAGGUGGCUUUCAGGUCUCUUCUCAGCUAUCUUCAGAGGCACCAGUAGAAGCCCAAGCUAUUAAACCUUCUCCUGCUGUUAUUAUAAAGCCUCCCGUGUUGUUCAGACAGCCCACCCCAGUGACAAGACCAACUGCCCCACUGGCAAGGCCUGCUACACCUAUGACAAGGCCACAUGCUCCAGUUCCUACUCCAACUACAGCCCCAAGUCAUGGUCAGUCUUUAAAACCAUCACCUUCUGCUGUGGAACAGGAACGCUGGGAUGAGGAUUCUUUCCACGGACUCUGGGACACAAACGAGGAUAAAGGAGCAAAUAUGGAGUACGAAUUAUGUAAACAGGAGUCAAUGAUGCCUCCACCAGUAUCCUCGCCAGUGAAAGUACCUGCUGCUCACACCUCUGUUCCGUCAGCUGUUCCAGUGUCACUUCCUCCAGUUAUUCCACCCGUUCCUAAAGCACCUAUAAUUCAGCAAACUGUGGAUUAUGGCCAUGGGCGAGAUAUAACCACCAGUAAAGUGGAACAGAUUCCAUAUGGGGAGAGGGUAACUCUGCGUCCAGAACCUUUGCCGGAGAGACAAACAUUUCAAAAAGAUCACCCUGGUCGUUACAACAGAGAAAGAGAUCGUGAACCCUAUUUUGAGCGUCAAGGUAAUUCAAAUACAGACCACCGGGAUUUCAAGAGAGAGCGGGAAUUGCACAGAGACCGUGGUUCUGUGGACUAUGAUCGAGAGAGAUUUGAAAAAGAGCGUCAUCCGCGAGAUGAUAGGGUUAUUCCUACUGCACCUUCAAGGACUCAGUCUUACCGUGACAAGAAAGAACAUCCCUCCUCCAGGCGGGGUGGUUUUGAAAGACCACCAUAUGAACGAAAGACAGAUCGUCCAGCGUAUGAUCAUGGGCCUUCCAUGUUUGGAGGUGAUCGUAGAAAUUACCCUGAGGAAAGGAUUCCAAUUUCUGCUCCAUCUAUGCCUCGUCAGCCACCACCUGCUCCACGAGUGGAAAGAAAGCCAGAAUCUAAAAAUGUAGAUGAUAUUUUGAAGCCACCAGGGCGGGAUAGCAGGCCAGAGAGAAUUGUAAUCAUAAUGAGAGGUUUGCCUGGCAGUGGGAAGACACAUGUAGCAAAACUCAUCAGGGAUAAGGAAGUAGAGUGUGGAGGACCUGCACCAAGAGUGCUCAGCCUGGAUGACUAUUUUAUCACUGAAGUAGAAAAGGAAGAGAGAGACCCAGAUACAGGGAAAAAAGUAAAAAAGAAGGUGAUGGAAUAUGAAUAUGAAGCUGAUAUGGAAGAGACCUAUCGCACCAGCAUGUUUAAAACUUUCAAAAAGACUUUGGAUGAUGGAUUCUUUCCCUUCAUUAUCCUUGAUGCUAUCAAUGAUAGAGUGCGACAUUUUGAGCAGUUUUGGAGUGCAGCAAAAACCAAGGGUUUUGAGGUGUACUUAGCUGAAAUGAGUGCAGAUAACCAGACGUGUUCCAAGAGGAAUAUUCAUGGACGCAAGCUAAAGGAAAUCAGCAGGAUGUCUGAUCACUGGGAGGCAGCGCCACGUCACAUGAUGCGCCUGGACAUUCGUUCCCUAUUGCAAGAUGCUGCUAUCGAAGAGGUGGAGAUGGAGGAUUUUGAUGCAAAUAUUGAAGACCAGAAAGAAGAAGCCAAGAAGGAUGCAGCAGAGGAAGAAGAGAGUGAACUGGGUUACAUUCCGAAAAGCAAAUGGGAGAUGGACACUUCUGAGGCAAAGCUAGACAAGCUGGAUGGUUUGCGGACUGGCACUAAAAGGAAACGUGACUGGGAAGCCAUUGCCAGCAGAAUGGAAGAUUAUCUACAGCUUCCAGAUGACUAUGAUACUCGUGCUUCUGAACCUGGAAAGAAAAGGGUGCGGUGGGCAGAUCUAGAAGAAAAAAAAGAUGCAGACAGGAAAAGGGCCAUUGGUUUUGUUGUUGGACAAACAGAUUGGGAGAAGAUAACAGAUGAAAGUGGUCAUCUUGCUGAGAGAGCCCUCAACCGUACCAAGUAUAUAUGAAAAAGUGGUUAAUGGGAAUUUUGUGCCUUUAAGGCCAUUUGCUCUGAGGAGAUGUGAACCAAGGUGUCAUGAGCAUCUUGCAUGGGUCAUGUCACUCCCACCUUCACAGUUUUUCUUUUGGUAUUUUAGUUUCAGCAAUUUUUUGAGAUAUUGGCAAAUAACCAGUGCCCUCAAAAAAAAAAAAAAUCCCGCUGCUCCUAAGUGAGAGAGACAGUUUACUUUUUAAUAUUUUUGAAGGGGGGGAGGGGGGAAAGGGGAGGGCCAGUAGUUUUAGCUGCUGUUUGUGGGAUAAAGUGGAAGGAUUAGACAGAUGUUACCUCCACUGUACUGUCACAGAAUGUUUAUCACCUUUGCUUUGUGGCCGUUCUCGUUUUAUACUGUAUGUACCUUGUAGCUUAUUGUACUAGGAAGCAGAACAAUAAAUUUCACUAUAAACUCUGUGUUCUUGGUGGACCAUA
Anas platyrhynchos (mallard) is the source of this 7326-nucleotide messenger RNA. RefSeq names its product YLP motif containing 1 (gene YLPM1). The record is from RefSeq and is a predicted model, not a curated record. Gene Ontology annotation, cellular component: nucleus. Lineage: Eukaryota; Metazoa; Chordata; Aves; Anseriformes; Anatidae. Gene Ontology annotation, biological process: regulation of telomere maintenance.